AUGUCAUUGCUCAGCCAGUUUUCAAAUAUCUACCCUAUGGAAGAAGUUGAAGUAGUCAUAGUUGGUGCAGGCCCUGCUGGUCUAGCAACAUCUGCAUGUCUAAACCAUCUUUCCAUCCCCAACAUCGUCCUUGAAAGAGGGGAUGUUUAUGCUUCUUUGUGGAAGAAAAGGGCAUAUGACCGUCCUGUUGAGUCUGCCUGUUUUGAUAAAGAGAGUGGAAAAUGGUGGAUCGAUGUAAAAAAUGUUGAACAGAAUGUGGAUGAAACUUACGUUGCAAAGUUUCUUGUGGUUGCAACUGGUGAGAAUAGUGAAGGAUUCAUCCCUGAAGUUCCAGGACUAGAUAGCUUUCCUGGAGAGCUCCUUCAUUCAAGCAAAUACGAAAAUGGCAACAAAUAUAAGGGCAAAGAUGUUCUGGUCGUGGGUUGUGGGAAUUCUGGACUGGAAAUUUCUUAUGACUUAAAUACUUGGGGUGCAAAAACUUCCCUUGUUGCUCGUAGUCCAGCGCAUAUCCUCACUAAAGAGAUUGUGUUUUUGGGUAUGCGUUUGUUAAACUUCCUCCCAUGCAAAGUAGUAGAUGCCACUGUUGUUCUGCUCAGUAGGCUAAAGCAUGGAGAUAUUUCCUACCAUGGGAUCCAUAAGCCCGCAAAGGGACCCUUUUAUCUGAAAGCGACCACCGGCCGAUCCCCUACAAUUGAUGUUGGAGCCGUGGAAAAAAUUAAAGCAAAACAGAUUCAGGUAUUUCCAUCAAUAACUGACAUUAAAGGAAGAAAAGUAGAGUUUGCCAAUGGGAAGGUUAGUCAAUUCGAUGUCCUUAUCUUUGCCACUGGCUACAAAAGCAUUGUGAGACGCUGGCUUAAGGGUGGUGAAGACCUUUUUGACAACAAUGGAAUGCCAAAGCCAAGUUUUCCUGAUCGUUGGAAAGGGAAAAAUGGUCUUUACUGUGCUGGAUUUGCUAGAAAAGGACUUCUAGGGAUUUCAAAUGAUGCAAGAAAUAUUGCAAGAGAUAUUAACCUAGCAUUGAAAAUGGAAGAGCCGAGGAAGGUCGAGCCUUCUGACGAAAAUAGAAGGCCUUUCACCUAUUAUUGUAGAAGGCCCAGUAAAAUAUAG
Messenger RNA from Dovyalis caffra, 1107 nucleotides. The record is from the annotation of a GenBank genome assembly. NCBI's taxonomy places the organism in Eukaryota, Viridiplantae, Streptophyta, Magnoliopsida, Malpighiales, Salicaceae.